Portunus trituberculatus (swimming crab) is the source of this 9123-nucleotide messenger RNA. Its product is annotated as zinc finger and BTB domain-containing protein 7A-like. Lineage: Eukaryota; Metazoa; Arthropoda; Malacostraca; Decapoda; Portunidae. Bases 1894 to 3675 code for a protein of 593 amino acids. Gene Ontology annotation, molecular function: protein binding. The transcript has 8 exons. The record is from RefSeq and is a predicted model, not a curated record. Gene Ontology annotation, cellular component: nucleus. Gene Ontology annotation, biological process: regulation of transcription by RNA polymerase II.
UGUUGACAUAUAAAGAGUUGCAGUCUAGCUCUUGGUGGAAUAACUUUCAUAUUCGUGUUUGAUGCUUUCGGAGUAUUUUUGUGCACGUUACUCUACCAUAAGAUGUAGUAUCUUGGAUGCUUGAAGUCUCAAUUUGCUGAAAAUAUUUCUUGAUGUGCCAAAGAAUGUUACAAUAAUAUGUGGUAUUUUUGUGCGCCCUGCCACCCUCCGCCGUUGGUCCAGGCCUGUAUGGAGGGAGCUGCCAGGCUUUACAUUCCAUCAUAUCUUCAUCAUGAAUUUCAACGUCAGUGUAUUUUCAACUGAUCCCCACCGUGAACUGUAAUGAAGUAUAAUGUGUUGUGUAGCGAAAUUUUUAUUCAUAUCUCGUGUUUGAGUUAAGAAAAUUUUGUAAUAAACAUUUCUUAGAGCUGUAAUAGGCCUCUUAGAUGCUCAGUGGCGUCAGACUCCCGGUAGCUUCGGUUAUUUCUUAAGAUUUAAGCAAUGUCAGCUACACGUUAUGAACGAACGCUGGAAUGUGUAUCCAUGGUGAACUAAACAUCUGCGUCAGAGAUGUGAAAACAUGUUCUCUCUCACUAAAACCUGAGAAAAGAUGUACUCUAGGGUACAUUAUAGGGGAAAGGCCCCAUUCUAUAUUUACAUUUUGCGGUGAACAUAAAAAUUCAGAUUAUAGCGUUCAGGUGAUACGAAAAGAGUUUCCAGUCAUCUUAUAAGGGUGUAAGACGUUCGGCAUUUGUCUUUAUUCUUCCGUUUAUAGGGAAAAUAUGGGAGGCAACAGAGAGAUGUUGUUACAUGAAGGAGCUCAUGCUUUUCAAGAGUUUCUCACAAUGCAAUGUUAGCCUAACCUUUGAGCUGUACCAAUAUGUCCGUAAGUACUCUUAGACAUUAUGUACAUAUCGUAGUAUUGUCAUCAAAACAUCCGGUAGAGAGGUCAGUAAACUUAAGGAGCCUGUUCUUACUACGGUAGACUAGACGAGCCCAAUCGUGGUAGGGUGGCGGUGGUUGAAGUUGCAUUCAUCAGGCGGAGCAGAAGCGAUGGUCGGCGUGCUUGCGCCGUGAUGGCGAAGGCAGGUAACGCGGUGUUGGCGCGGGUUGAGCGUAGUAUUUUGCGUGCAGAGAUACUGUGAGGCGGUGGACGCGGCACUGGUGCUGCAGUGUUGCAGCGGCCAAGGUGAGUAGUGCCGCGCCGAGCUCGCUGCUGGUGGUGGUGCUACUGCAUGCGUCCGCUACCAGGUGUCUCGCACUCACAGUACGUACUCGCGCUCACAAUAUCCACAACUCUCCCACCACCUGCACCGAGCACUCGUGGCUCUCCUGGGAGGCCCUCUAUGCCUCCUGCAAGCAGACAGUGCUGUGCUUGUAUUGAUUGCUGAGUGGAGGUGACAAGAAGUGUGAGAGUGAGGAGGAGGCAGCACACAGGCAGGCUGCCAGCCAAGCAGAGUGUGAGUGGUAUCUGUGCCAGCACUACAGUGAGGCCGCGCUCCCCACCGCCGUCAGCCAGUCCCCCGCUGCCCACUAGUCCAGGGGGAUGCUUGCUGCAACGCUCUCGCUCCCGCGACAACCUCAGUGACAACUUGUGCUCUAGUGGGUCUCUAACGCAGUGUCUCACAUUCCUCUAGUUACUGAGUUUGUUCCGAAGGAUAUUGUGCAAAAGUGGUGUACAUUUGUGUCAGUUUUUUCAAUAGUUUAGUGAGCGAAAACUUUGUGUUGGGAAUACUCUCAUGCACCAUGAUUAUGUUACAGAAAGCUCAUGAUAGUAUGAUCACUUGAUCGAACAACUUACCUGUGAACUCCACCUGACAUUGUGUGGUUUAACCAUUACCCUGUCAAGAAUUAUCCAGUUUCUUCAAGUUUUGGUGUUGGUGGAGGGACGUCGGCCCUACAGAAGAGUGCUUGAUGCUUUCUGCUGCUAGUGAUCCAUUACCCAUUGGCAUUACAGGGGAGGAAGACGGAGAAAUGGUCCGGAAUGGAGAUGAGAAAAAUAGGAUGGAUGUGAGGCGGUAUGAGCUGCGGUGGACGCACCACCAGUCCACUGUGGUGGCAGAGGUGGGGUCGCUGUACAGAGAUGCCGCCUUGGUGGACGUCACUCUAGCCUGUGAGGACCAGCGCACUUACCAGGCUCACAAGCUGGUCCUCUCAGCAUGCUCACAAUACUUCCAGGGUCUCUUUUCGCGGCACUCCGCACACCAGCAUCCCAUAAUCUUCCUCAAGGAUGUGAGUGGAGAUGAGUGCGAGGCGCUGCUCACAUAUAUGUACCGCGGGGAGGUGUCUGUCAGCCAUGAUCAGAUACACCGCAUUCUCCGUGUGGCAAACUCUCUUCAGGUUCGGGGGUUGGCAGAUAUGGACCAAUCAUCAUCCCGGCCAUCUUCCCCAGCAGGGGACAGGACUGGUCAAUGUCCUUCAUCUUCCCCUUCCCCUAGCACCGGACCUCCCACCAAAUGUGCCACCCCUGUUAGUGAACCUCAGUCCCCUAAUCCUCCCCCAUUAGUAAACCCUCAAAUUUCUGUUGGAGCCUCCAGUCACCCAGCUCUAUCUCUUCCACAUGGAACCUCUGAUCCCUCCCCAGUAAGACACACUUCAGUAGCAGCAGGUGCACUAACUGCAGCAAUAGCAGGUACAAGACCCCAUCAAGGACCACCUCCCCACCCAAUACACCCGGAGUACCCCCAUCCAUACUCCUUGUUACCCCACCGCCCAUACGAUCUCCCAGGCGCAUCAGGACCCUCACUCUUGUCCGUCAGUGAGGCAGAAGUCAACAGAGACGAUCUUCCCAAAUGUCCACCAAGUGUUAUGGCAAGAUCACCUUACUCUUCUUUGCGUGUAAAGCCAGACUUGGGUGGAAACAACUGGGAUAGUACAGUGGAUGUAACAGGUGUGUCUCCACUGCCCCUAGGAGAUCCCUCACGGCCUGCAUACCCUCUUCCUACAGCCAUCUUUAGUAGUUUUCUUCAGCAUGAUCCUCACUCAGCUGGCUCACAACCACCAUAUGGGGCACUGCAGAGAAUGUUCCCAAUCAGUGACCCACUUCGUCGGUUGGACCGGCUCAGCACACCAGGGAAUGACACACGCAUCCAUAAAUGCCAGUAUUGUUCUCGCAAGUUCAAGAGGAAGGACCAUCUCAAGACUCACAUCAGGAUCCACACUGGGGAGCGGCCAUACAAGUGCAAGGUCUGCGGCCGGGGGUUUAUCCAGAGCCAGCAGGUUAAAAUCCACAUGAAAGUUCAUGUGCGAGAAGAUUCAUCAGGUGUAGGUGCUCCUUCAUCCCUUGGACCUGGUGGAGGUGGGGGUAGCGUCCUUCCAUCUCUCUACUCAGAUCUUGGAGGACCAUUUGGUGACCAGCCAGGAUUAGGUGCCCACCACAAUGACCCCAACACUGAUUUAGAUCAGUCUACAGACAACAAUCCUCCUGAUAAUGACUCAGAAAAUGAGUGCAGCUCAGAAAUUGCUGAAAUGGAUUACGAUGCUCGAAUACAACAAGACAGUGGCAAUGGGGGACCAGGUCGUACCCCACCAACACCCAACCCUUCAUCUGUGGGAGUACGUGAGCACAAGACCCCGUCCCCACAGUCUCCUCCUGGGACUGUGUCAAGGAGCCACCCUACCCCCCCAGAUGACCAGAGCUGCAGUGCCAUGUCUCUGAAGGAAUCAUAUCAUAUAGGUAGCAAUAUAAAAAAAUGAUGGCUAAUGUGCUGUGAUGAUAGAGGCUUUAAUUAAGUAACUGUUGAUUAUACUAAUUGUUUUGUUGCCAAUAUGCAUUUCCAUACCAUCAGAAAUUUUCUGGCUUCAGUGUUAAUUCCUUCAAAAGCAUAUCGAUGGCAGGAAUCAUACAACAGCCAUGGCUCAACUUGACACACAGCUUACCAUUUCAACCCUAAUGUUCAAUUUCAAUUUACUGCAAUAAUACUAUAGCUGGAAUGUUUGCCUAACGGACUUCAUAUAUCCCCCUAGCCAUUGUUAUGUAACAUACCAAGUGAAUAGUACCAGUGUGUGAUCAAACACGCAUGAUGGUCUGUGAUCUGUUUGUAGGAGGAUUUUUUUUCUACUUAAACUAGGUACUCAACCUGGCUCGUGCGUGCAAUAUGUAAUUACACUGGAACUCUGGGAAGUAUGGAGACUUUUAGAGGUUAAACUCAGCCCUUUGAGUUGUUUUACUUCUUGUUUAUUUCAUUUCUUAUAUUUACAUUCUUUAUAUCUUAUUUUCAUGGAAGGAUCUUUUUUCAGCAUUAAUUUAUAUAUCAAAACAUGCUCAUUAGAUCAGCAAAUUUCUCACAGAUUUUGUUUCCAUUUACUUUUACCCAUUACUUAUGCUUUCAGAAGACCAAACUCCCCUAGUUUAGAUAACAUACUCCUAUAUAUUCCAGUAAUCCAGACACCUUGUAACUAGAAUUGAUCUCUCUCUCUCUCUCUCUCUCUCUCUCUCUCUCUCUCUCUCUCUCUCUCUCUCUCUCUCUCUCUCUCUCUCUCUCUCUCUCUCUCUCUCUCUCUCUCUCUCUCUCUCUCUCUCUCUCUCUCUCUCUCUCUCUCUCUCUCUCUCUCUCUCUCUCUUUCUUCCUUUCUGAUAGCCUGUAGAAUAUAUUGGUUUUUGCUUUCACAUGGUGUGAUGUGUUAUUCACUGGUAUAUUGCCUCAUUGUUUUACAGUUAACCAUAUUAAGCUGUAAACUAUACUGCAACAUGACUAAGUAACCAAAUCCUUAUUUUAUAAAGUAUAACACUGAGCUAAAAAAAAAAAAAAAGUUUCUUCUCAGUAUUAAUAAUGAGCUGCAUACAAGAAAUGGCUCAAGUACUCACCAAAUCAUUUUAUUUUUCCAUCACAGCUUUGCAGUUAUUAACUAUUUAUGGAAUUUAUUUUUAACAUAGUUUAGAUGAAAGCCCUUACACACACACACACACACACACACACACACUCUGUUAUUUACAAAGGGAGUUUGGUUUAUCAGUGAGAUCUCAUCAUAGUAGGAGUAGAAAAAUGUGAACCCAGUGCCACCUUUUGUUGUUUUUUAAAAGGACUAGAGUAACAUAUCUUUAACCUCUUUUUGCCAAGCUAGGAAGUUUAACUUCACCAAAGGUAUAUAAAUAUUAAUCUUUUCCACUUUUUUUUUUUUUCAGUAGGAUAGAUGUGUUUCCUAUUCUUUCAUUCCCUACUCUGCUAGAAAUCCCAGUGAGGGGUGAGGCUUUGGUUUUGUUAAUCUUAUUUCAUUUUCUUUUCUUUUUUUUUAUUUAUUUAUUUUCAUUUAUUUAUUCAUUUUUUUUUAUUUUCCCUCCAACUGGUGCAUGACAAAGGGGAGCUUGUAGUCUGUCUUUUGAUGGGAAGACAGAGUUGGCGUGUUUUCAGUCUAAUUUCUUUUUAUAUUUAAUACAACUUGCAUCACAUGCAGUUAAAAACUGUAAUUUACUAUGAAACAUUGCAAAUCAAUUACAUAUCAUGUCUGGAUACAAGUUACAUAUCAUAUAUCAUAUCCAAAUUUAUACCUGAAGCAUAUCAUACACUCCUGUAUCAUUUUCUACGGUUUUUUGUGGUUGCCCUUCAUUUGAUGAAAAUAUCUCUAAAUGUAUACAUAUGAGACUUAAGCUAGCCAUUACUUGUAAUGAAUCUUUGACUAGAAUAAAAAUUUCUUUUGCUGUUUUGUAGGAACAUGUAUAUUUUUUUUCUUUUUUUUUCACAAACCAGUGUUUAUAUAAUGCAGCACACAGUAGAACUGAUUAAUAUUGAUAAACAGUAGAGAAGUUCCACUUAAGUACCUAAAACCUAUGGUGUGUUAACCAACAUUGCUUGAAGUACUCUGAUCAUGUAAUGUCAAAUGACCAGUAAUGAACUUUGGUUAAUUCAGUGAUGAAAUAUUUCACCAUUUCCAGAAAAGAAAUAUCUUCAUAUAUUAUCAACCCAAGUUCAUAACCCACAUUUGUGUUACAAUUUAUUGGCAAUACAGAAAAUGGCGCAUGGAUCCGGAAUGUGAUGAGCCUCACCCCUUGAGCUAUGUCUGCCAACUGUUCCAAGUUGCUGGUGAUUCAAGUUACAGGAUAUACCUUUGAUCACAUUCCUUUCCAAGGCUGUGGAUCUUGAAUAUGAUGAUUGUUAUUGUCUUUUUAUUCCAUCAUAUAUUCAUUCAUAUCAUUCUGUCAUCUCCUCUGAUACUUAUUUCCACUUUUCCUAGCUCUGUCUUAUUGUCAUUUCCAUUUCAUCAGAAACAACUCUUUGGGGUCCUCAGUAGUUUACUCAUUUUACAGUUUUUUCUUACAUGUAUCAUGUGUUAUAGAAUACUUUAAAAACAUACCAGUCAGGUUAACAUAAAUUCAUUCUCAUCGUGUGUGUUGAUUGGCCAUGUCCUACUACAAAUUGAUCCAGUGACAAUAAUGGCACUGUUGGCAGGCAGACUCCUGUUAAUGUUGAUAUUGGUCUGGGCUGUGAUUUAGUGUAUGCAAGCGCUGGAGAUGGUUAGCUAGGUCAAAGGUCAAACGACGUGACAAAGUUUGUCUGGUGGGCAGAAUGCUCGGAGGAGAUAGAACUGCUUCACUCACCAUGUAUACGAUUGGAACCCCCUCGGCAGGGACCAUAGGGCCUCCUCAUGAGGCUUCGAUAACAAUGACAAUGUUGUUUGGAAAAUACAUACAUACUAUAAUAGCUCAAUUUAAUAGUUGCAUGUGUGCAAUCAUAUAAUUCUUAUACCAUUUUCACUGUAAAAUAUUGUAUUCCAUUUUAUAUACAGGUGUUUUAUGAGUUUCAUAAGCUAAUGGUAAUCACCAUUGUCAUUAUUAUUAAAGUUAAAUAGAAGUCCUGUGUACAUUCAAGGCUGAUGGCACAAGCUGUGUAAAGUUUCACCUUUCUAACAUUUGUGGUUUUACAUAAUGUUGAUAUUUGCAUUGCUUAUAGUGUGAGCACAUGUUUGUGUUGAGGUAUUGUCCUGCUCAGGUGGAAGGGUCAUCUGUGGAAUGGUGCAGCAGUGAACCAGACUCUGCCUUGGGGGUCCCAAUAUCCGCCUUCUGGCUACAGGGUCAGGGGUAGUUUUACCUGUAUAAAUAUCAAGACAUUGUUAGCUUAUAUGCUGUUAAUGUUGACCUUGAUGUAAAACCUAUGUUAUUUGUACCAUUAUCUGUGUAAAUUAUUGUUAUGACAAGUAGGUGGCUGUACUAAGAUGUGAUAUGCCAUUGGCAUAAGGGCAAACCUUGCUCACAACUGUAGCUUCCAGCUGCACAAUAAGUAUGACUUAGAUGGCAAGAUUAGAUAAUGCACAAAGCAGUGUUAAGACUGAAGGUUGUUAGCCAAAGGUUAGGCAUGCAUGCCUAUUUUUAGGGAGCUUUGACCUCUUUAUACAGGGUUAUGUUCACCAGAGUUAGUUAAAACAAGACGGUUAUAUAUUGUAUAUAUGUGCAAAGCCCAUAUAUACAAGAAAUGUGUUAGUCUUGAUACAUGAUCAAUGACAUGUUUCAUAGUUUGCCACUGCUUUGACAGCAUCUGAUUUUAUAAACUCUAAUACACCACUUUCUCAAAUUGCAACUGUGGUAAUUGGUCUCCCUUAGUUCUUGACUAAAACUAAUUUUUGUAUAGGAGAUGAACAACGAAGGGUGAGCUUAUCGUGUAGCUGGCAGCUGUGCUCUUAGCUGUGGCGCUGAGACAGCUACAAUGUGUUCAGUUCUGCUUUCAACGAGUUGGUAUCCUAACCAGGCAGCACUGCCGGUUACUUCACAGCUGCCCACAUAAGACUAUACCCUGGUUGAUGCUUUAUACAGACAAAGCUUGAAAUAAAAAUUAAACAUUUUCCCAAAUGCAUAAUAACAAAUAGAUUUUCAUGCACUAGUGCAUUUGUGAAAUCUUUGUGCUUCCUUUUAGGUUAAGAAACAUUAAAUAUGUUCCCUUAAAAUCUAAGUUCAUCACCAGUGAUUACAAAACAGAGAUAUAUCAUGCAUUUUAUCGUUUUUUUUUUUUUUUUUUUUUUUUUUUUUUCCACUGUGGUGUGAAAAUCUAAUCUAUAUGGCUCUGGGAAAAAUGUAAUGCUUAAAUAAUCUGUACAUAACAAUACUUUCUGAAUAGACAAGACUAUCAGGUAUUCCUAUGUGGGCAGCCAGGGCUCAUUUUAAUAGUGUUUCCACAACAUAUCAGAUAUGAUCCCUCCUUUUUAAACUGCCAUCAUUUGUAGUUGUUACUCUAUGAUCCGUUUUCCUUGUAGACAAUAGACAGGUAGGAUGACCCACGGGCGGGCCGCUUGUCACCACAUUGCCAGGCAGAGCUGGUGGUUUGGGAAAUCAGGAACUUUACUGUACUUCUCCUAUCAUGUGAAUGUGCAGGAUGCCAAUGAAAUAAUUAAUGUCAUGGUUACAAAGAAGAUGGUGUAUCAGUUGUGAAUGUAUAAUGGAAUAAGAACAAAGUCAAGGGGCCAUUUCUUAAAAGAUCAGCUUCAAGAAAUCCCUAUAAGUUGCUUGCAGUAUUGUAUACCUUUUGCUAGGUAAUGUGGCAGUGGAUUGUCACAACCUAGAACAGAUGCAACAUUCUGCUACCAUACAUGCAAGCAACUGUUUUUAUGGGAGUGCAAAUAAUGGGAGUUAGUGGAUUGGCCUGUGAUGAUUGAACAAUUCACAUAUUAGUAUUUUUUCUAGUCAUUACAAUUUGGAUCAUUUAUUUAUAAUACAGAUUCAUUCCAAAAAUUGUAAUUGGGAAUAAUUUAUAUUGUAUAUGGUAUUACCAUGUAAAAUGACAAAUCUUCCAUUUGAAAACAUUAUGUGGCCAGGGGUCCCUCUGUUCACAGUGGCUGUCAGUGAAAAGUUUCCAACUGAAGAAAACAGCAUAUAUAUAUAUAUAUAUAUAUAUAUAUAUAUAUAUAUAUAUAUAUAUAUAUAUAUAUAUAUAUAUAUAUAUAUAUAUAUAUAGAUAGAUAGAUAGAUAGAUAGAUAGAUAGAUCGAUAGAUAUAGGUAUAGCUAACUACAGUUGCAGUUCUUUUGAAUGUUUUUUUCUUAAUAUUAUAAAUAUUUUUUCUUCAGUGUAGGCAGUUCUGAUAUACUUUCUUUCUUAGAUACAGAUCUUGAUGACUUUCAUUAACAUUUGUUUGGCCAUUGGCUUUAGUCCAAAAAGUUAAUGCAUCUUAUUAUUCUUGCUGCCAAUAACCACCACCACCACCACCACCACCACCACCAC